This is a messenger RNA of Labrus mixtus (cuckoo wrasse), 4387 nucleotides long. It is a transcript of the gene srsf11, whose product is annotated as serine and arginine rich splicing factor 11. Gene Ontology annotation, molecular function: RNA binding. Gene Ontology annotation, biological process: RNA splicing. The transcript is spliced from 11 exons. Gene Ontology annotation, cellular component: nucleoplasm. The coding region runs from base 2701 to 3798 and encodes 365 amino acids. The record is from RefSeq and is a predicted model, not a curated record. NCBI's taxonomy places the organism in Eukaryota, Metazoa, Chordata, Actinopteri, Labriformes, Labridae.
UGACUCUCCCUUGCCUGUGACUUCACGUGUCUGUUUUGUAAAGUUCCAUGAGUCUGAGUCGGUGGGAGUAUCCCAACACCUGACGAACACCGUCUUCGUGGACAGAGCCUUGAUUGUGGUCCCUUUUGCUGAAGUGGACAAGUCAUUUGCAGAGAGCCCCUUCCUUGCUGGCUGAAAGUGGUCCUCUGCUGCCAUCAGAAAAAAAAUAUGGCACCAGGCUCGCAAGCCCCACUUCUCUUGUUCUGCAGUAAAAUAUUAACUCUUUAUUUUUUUUCUCUCUGUUCAAGGCAUCAUUUCUUUACAAAAAAAGUAGCCACACAACUCUUAAGCCAAAUACAGGGGGUUGGGAAGAGGGUGCAGGGCAACUUAAGUCCUUACAUGUUUAAAGGAUUUAAAAAAAAAAAAAAAAAAGUAUGCUGAUUAGUAGCCACACCCAGCAAGGGAUGCCCCGAGCAGAUCUGCUCAAGACUGAGCAAUUAUUUAUUUAUUUAUUUAUGGUAAAUCAAUUAGUAUCCACUCCAAAUUGAGCAACUUCUGAUCUUCUGUUUAUAUUUUUGAACUCUGGGUGCACCAGUUUUGAAAGUAUUCCGUUAUGCCUGAAACAUUUAAUGUAUAAAAUGCAUCUCUAUUCAUGAUAUCGACACUAAUGGCAUGCAUUAAAGAGAGACAAUGAUUUUAGCAGCUUUUUGUAGAACUUUUGCAUAUCUCCUAUACCUCUUGAACUUGUACUGUUUAUGUUUCAUGGCAAAUAGGUGGAUCAUUUUGCUCCACAACAGGUCAACACUGAGGUUCAUUUGGAUUUUGAUAUUUUGUGCAUCAGUGUAAGACACCAUUAAAGACCCUGCACAUACACACUGGUGUUUUCAGUUAGUGGCUGAUUACAUUUGUUUUUAGGUUCAAAUAGGAUGGGAUUCUGUGGGAGUUUCUUACACCAACAAACUCCAGUUGUAAGUUGCCCCUACUUAUCAGGUGCUUCAGGUAGCAGAAUUAAGCACAGUCUUGCUGGUCCGCAAGCUUCUCAGGAGAAGUGUAAUCAGCCAAGUGAGUGAAAACACUGGCACAGGUGUAAUGUGGCUGUUUGGGUUCUCUGUUUAUUUUAUGCGGAGCUGUUCAGUAAACAUACCCCAAAUUCAUACCUUAUUAUCGAGUCUAAUGUUGGCAUGAAGAAUGAUUUGCGUAACUUGCAUCUCAAAGGAAAAUAUAAAUAUAAGAUUAGAGCUCAGAUCCAGAAGAUACCUGUUCGGGACAUCCCAACACCAAGCACAAAGCAUGCAGGAUAGAUGAACUAAUCGGCUGUGCAUGCUAGAGUAGACGUGAAGGUGUGUGCCAUCAUCUACAGUUUCACUAAGCAGAUGUGUUGAAAGUUAAUUAGCAAAUAAUUUGGCUAUUAUGAUUAGCACCUAAACUGACUUUGGCUUUGACCUGCUUCAUGUGCCAAAGCCUUGUUUCAUUUUACACUGUGCAUCUGUAAUUCCAAAUUGUCACUAACACACAAGAGAUAAUGUAGUUUUAAGCCUCUGCUUGAUGUUGCAGUAAAAUAUGCUUUUAUUGACCCUCUCCACACAUGACUCUGAAAGAGUUGAGUGACUCUCACGUUUAACAGUGGUGUUUCUUUUGUUGUUGUGUUUUACAGUUCUUUUUCCUGGUUCAGCCAGCCCUAUAUACCAGGCCCUGCUGAAAAUGCCACCAACAGUUUUGUCUUCUGCAGCCUUAUCCUGUUUCUCAAGUGUCCUUUCUGUUGUGUGUGUGUGUGUGUGUGUGUGUGUGUGCGUGUGCGCGCGCGCAUGUGUGUGUGUCUCUCUCUCCCUCUCUCUCUCCCCCUUUUUUUAAAAUGUAAAAAAUGAGAUUACAUAAUUAGCCUGUUUUCAGAUUGCACAGCCAUGGAAGAUCAUCUUUAUAAGAUUUUCCCUUUGAUUAUACUGUUUGGUUUUCCUUCAGCUUUGGGCACAUUUUUAUUGUAUUAUCACAGCUUUUGCUUGCAAUAGCAUUAACAUGUCUAGUUCAGUUUAUCUUUGACAUUGUUUAGUGUUUUCAGUGAUUAACUAUUGGUUAAACUCUAGCAAUACAGUAGCUUCUUAGCUGUACCUAUUUCUGGUUGCAAAGUAAGUUAUUUGUUUUUUUUGUGGUGGGAUUGUACACGGUAACCACCGACAAUAGCCCAGAAAAGGUAAUAUGACCAAACCUUUUCUGUUUACUUUUUGUAUUGGUAAUGGUAAGUGAUGUUGAAAUGUACCAUUGUGUCUACACCCAAAUCAUGAACUUGUUUUCUGUAUCUCAAUGUUUUUGUGUGCUUUAUAGCGAAGCAGCCGGCGCGAGUCGCUUGUUCAUAAAACAUCUAAUGAAAGUUGAGAGCACAUCCCACGGGACAACUGGCUGUGCUUGCUUACGUUUGGUUCAUGACUUAAAAAACAAGUACAGGUGAUAAAAUCUUGGCAGUGUUGACCACAGUGUGUAUUGUGACUUUUAAACUCAUAGAUGCUAAUCCUACAAUCAAUCAUACUUACACAAAAAAAAGUCAGGGAUCAAGAUUUACAGACAAGACAAACAGUGGAUUUUUGACUAUUUUUUUUUUUUACUUCAGAGUAGUAAGACUGAGGUGGCUUGUCUGCAAGUCUUGUCUGAGUGUUGAUCAAUGUUUGCUCGGGGUUUGUACUGAAAUGUUGUCUCUCUCCAGGAGUCAUUCCUGAUGAAUCUAAAGCUAUGUCCCUGCUGGCUCCAGCCAAUGCCGUGGCAGGAAUGAUGCCUGGGGGAGGCCUUCUUCCAACACCCAAUCCUCUUGCAACAAUGGGAGGGACACCGUUCGGAGGUCUUGGAGCUCCAAACAUGGAGCAAAUGGCUGCCAUGGGAAUGCAAGGACCUAAUAUGAAUCCCCAGGCUCUUUCUGCAGACUUCCUGAAGCUCAUGCAGUCCAUGGACCCCAAACUGAAUCCAUUAGCGGCCGGACUGAACUUGAAUCCAGGGCUGAAGAAUGAUGCUUCCAAUAAGGAGAUUGAAGAGGCCAUGAAGAGAGUCAGAGAGGCCCAAUCUCUCAUUUCUGCAGCUAUUGAACCAGGAAAUAAGAAAGAUGACAAACGGAAACAUUCCCGCUCCAGGUCAAGGUCACGGCGCAGGCGGACUAGAUCUCGCUCAAGACACAGACGAUCAAAGAGCAGGUCUCGGCGGAGGUCCCAUUCUAGGAGUAGGAGGAGGUCAAAGAGCCCACGAAGGAGGAGGUCCCACUCCCGGGAAAGAGGCCGCCGCAGCAGAUCAAGGGACAGGAGAAAGGAGGAAAAGUCUAAAAAGAGGUCUAAGACACCCCCCAAGAGCUACAGCAGCGCCAGGAGGUCUCGAAGCAUUAAUCGAAGGCACAGGCGAAGCCGCACUGCAUCUCGAUCCCCUAAGAGGAGGGUGUCCAGGUCUCCAUCACCCAGGCGACAUAAGAAGGAGAAAAAGAAGGACAAGGAACGUGAAAAGGACCGGGACAGAGAAAGGAGGGAGGACAGGGACCGGAGCCGAGAUGAAAGAGAACGCUCCACUAGUAAGAAGAAGAAAAGCAAAGACAAGGAACGAGACCGGGACCGCAAAUCAGAUAGUGAGAAAGGAGAUGUUAAGGUGACUCGCGAUUAUGAUGAAGAGGAGCAAGGUUACGACAGCGAAAAAGAAGUGGAGGAGGAUGAUGACGAGAGGAAGAGCGACUCUGAUUCUGCCUCAUCCCCAAAAGGCCAGGAAGAGAUGGAGAGAUCUGAGGGACAAAUCCCCAAAAAGUCCAAGCUGAAUGGAGAUGAUCACCAUCAGGAAGAUAUGGAAAUGAGCGACUAAGAACAUCCUGAAUCUGAUUGUGUUAUCCUCCCACUGUCCCCUUUUUUAUAUUUUUAAUAUAGGUCACAUGUCUGUGCCUGAUCUCAAGAAGUAUAAAAGAUGUGUUGUCUUAAAUGUAUAAGCAUUUGGGGUGUUUGUAGAAGGAAGAAAGUCAAAUUUUGUAUAAAUAAAAAAUAGACUUAAGAUUUGAUUAACAUGAGACGUGGUUUUAAAUUGUCAGUACUGUACUUUUUUAAGACCCUUAUUAUUAUUUUUGUUGCCUUUGUGUUCAAACUUCGUCCACCUACUGUAGAAAAUACACAGAAUUAUUCAGUAAAAUGUUGUCUCUAAAUAUUUUACAAGUCAACACUGAGUCCUUUCCUUCCUCAGGCUGUAAGUAACUCUUCACCCAGCACCAACUUUGUGUCAAGUUUUUGGUUCGGCUGAAUUUUUGCUUUAAGUGCAACACACCCGGUCCUGUUCAGCAGGCCUUCCUAUUUACACCCCUAUGUAAGUGUACAAUGUAGAUUGAAACGUGUUGUUGCAAUGAAAUACUUUGUCUGCAUUAGGUUUUCCAAAGGAGACUAAUAAAAAAAUGGUGAAAAUGUCA